Molecule: messenger RNA, 2656 nt
Organism: Camelus dromedarius (Arabian camel)
Lineage: Eukaryota; Metazoa; Chordata; Mammalia; Artiodactyla; Camelidae
Gene: KCND1
Product: potassium voltage-gated channel subfamily D member 1
Exons: 6
Coding region: 117-2063 (648 amino acids)
Biological process (GO): potassium ion transmembrane transport; protein homooligomerization
Cellular component (GO): voltage-gated potassium channel complex; dendritic spine; neuronal cell body
Molecular function (GO): A-type (transient outward) potassium channel activity; protein binding
Source: RefSeq, a predicted model, not a curated record
ACACCCUCAGUUUCCUUGUGCGAGUGGCCCAGGGCCUCUCCAAGCCCCCACCAUCCUGGAGACAGCCACAUUCUAAAGGCCACCCCCAAGUCUCCGCAGGCCUGGGGUGCGGCAGGAUGGCGGCAGGCGUGGCCACGUGGCUGCCUUUUGCACGGGCAGCCGCGGUGGGCUGGCUGCCCCUGGCCCAGCAGCCCCUGCCCCCGGCGCCGGGGGUGAAGGCAUCUCGAGGGGAUGAGGUUCUGGUGGUGAACGUGAGCGGACGGCGCUUUGAGACCUGGAAGAACACGCUGGACCGCUACCCAGAUACCCUGCUGGGCAGUUCGGAGAAAGAGUUCUUCUACGACGCCGAUUCAGGCGAGUACUUCUUUGAUCGAGACCCGGACAUGUUCCGGCACGUGCUGAACUUCUACCGCACGGGCCGAUUGCACUGCCCGCGGCAGGAGUGCAUCCAGGCCUUUGACGAAGAGCUGGCCUUCUACGGCCUGGUGCCGGAGCUCGUGGGCGACUGCUGCCUCGAAGAGUACCGGGACCGCAAGAAGGAGAACGCCGAGCGCCUGGCGGAGGAUGAGGAGGCCGAGCAGGCCGGGGACGGCCCAACCCUGCCGGCCGGCAGCUCCCUGCGGCAGCGGCUCUGGCGGGCCUUUGAGAACCCACACACGAGCACCGCGGCCCUCGUUUUCUACUAUGUGACCGGCUUUUUCAUCGCUGUGUCGGUCAUCGCCAACGUGGUCGAGACCAUUCCGUGCCGAGGCUCUGCGCUGCGGCCCUCGAGGGAGCAGCCCUGUGGCGACCGCUUCCCGGUGGCUUUUUUCUGCAUGGACACGGCCUGUGUGCUCAUCUUCACGGGUGAAUACCUCCUGCGGCUGUUCGCCGCCCCCAGCCGUUGCCGCUUCCUGCGGAGCGUAAUGAGCCUCAUCGAUGUGGUGGCCAUCCUGCCCUACUAUAUCGGGCUUUUCGUGCCCAAGAACGAGGACGUCUCGGGUGCCUUUGUCACCCUGCGGGUGUUCCGGGUGUUCCGCAUCUUCAAGUUCUCCAGGCACUCGCAGGGCUUGCGGAUUCUGGGCUACACACUCAAGAGCUGUGCCUCUGAGCUGGGCUUUCUCCUCUUUUCCCUCACCAUGGCCAUCAUCAUCUUCGCCACUGUCAUGUUUUAUGCCGAGAAGGGCACAAACAAGACGAACUUUACUAGCAUCCCCGCGGCCUUCUGGUAUACCAUUGUCACCAUGACCACACUUGGCUACGGAGACAUGGUGCCCAGCACCAUUGCUGGCAAGAUUUUUGGCUCCAUCUGCUCGCUCAGUGGCGUCUUGGUCAUUGCCCUGCCUGUGCCAGUCAUUGUGUCCAACUUUAGCCGCAUCUACCACCAGAACCAGCGUGCUGACAAACGCCGAGCACAACAGAAGGUGCGCUUGGCAAGGAUCCGGUUGGCAAAGAGCGGUACCACCAAUGCCUUCCUGCAGUACAAGCAGAACGGGGGCCUUGAGGACAGUGGCAGUGGGGAGGAACAGGCGCUGUGUGUCAGGAACCGUUCUGCUUUCGAGCAGCAACAUCACCACUUGCUGCACUGUCUGGAGAAGACAACGUGCCAUGAGUUCACAGAUGAGGUAACCUUCAGCGAGGCCCUGGGCGCCGUCUCGUUGGGUGGCCGCACCAGCCGCAGCACCUCUGUGUCCUCCCAGCCAAUGGGGCCCGGCAGCCUGCUAUCCUCUUGCUGCCCCCGCCGGGCCAAGCGCCGUGCCAUCCGCCUUGCCAACUCCACUGCCUCAGUCAGCCGUGGCAGCAUGCAGGAGCUGGACACACUGGCAGGGCUGCGGAGGAGCCCUGCCCCUCAGAGCCGCUCAAGCCUCAAUGCCAAGCCCCACGACAGCCUUGACUUGAACUGUGACAGCCGGGACUUCGUGGCUGCCAUUAUCAGUAUCCCCACCCCUCCUGCCAACACCCCAGAUGAGAGCCAACUUUCCUCCCCCGGCGGUGGUGGCGGUAGGGCCAGCAGCACCCUCAGGAACUCCAGCCUGGGCACUCCUUGCCUCCUCCCUGAGACUGUCAAGAUCUCUUCCCUGUGAGGGGUGGGCCUGCCCAUCCAGAAGGCCCUCUCAAUUCUUAGGGACUCCUUUCCAAAGCCAUAUUUUGGGGAGGUAAGGAGGGGCAGGCCUGGGGACCCCUUCUGCCCCCCACUGAGAACUAUGCAAUGGAGUUUCAUGGAAUGGCCCGCCUGGUAGAGAGAUAGCCAGGGAAUGGGAACUCCCCCAACCCCAGACGGGUUUCCUGGUAGGAGCUGAAGCACUGGGCUUCCUUGGGCCUCCAGCCUCCUUGUGCCAGCACACUGGGACUCGCCCCUCUACCCCAGCUGGCCUCCUGCAUGCCCCUCCCCUUGGGAGCUCUGGCCCGAGAAGGAGAAGUGAGCCUUCCUCUUCUCUCUGGCUGAACUGUGGAGGUUUGGGGGCUCAGGGAAGAGAACCCACUCUUCUGAUCUGGCCUCCAGGAGAAAUCCUCACCCUCCACCAGGCCCAACUACUCCCAGAUUCCGAAGCUUGGAAUGCAACCACAGGCUUCACCGGCUGUGGCCUCAGCAGUGACUGGCCGCCUCUAGGCUUUGGCUCAGGGGUUAGGCUGCCUCUCCCAAGACACACAGAUAGCACAAACACUAACCUUCCUU